AUGAAGAUCACAGAAGAAUACUGUGGUUUGGAGCCACCUGUACAAAAGCUAGAGAUUAGGGAGGCCUAUGAACAACUUUCAACCCAAGAAAAAUGCUACGCACACUAUAUGAGGGAGGCAGCUUUCCACGGCUCUCGUAUCAUCAUGCGACAGGUGUCUCCCGAAUCCGAGACUAUCUUCAAUCUGAUAAUUCAGUUGUGGAGGACUUGUGACGGGGACUGGGCGUCUCUCGCCAUGAGAACAAGUCUGGACGAGCAAGCUAUCUCACAGUUCUUGGACUAUGCUGCAACUGCAAUGGAAAACCUAGGAAACUACAAGGGCUAUGGUGAUCAGAAGUUUAUUCCAAGAAUUGCUCCGCACGAUCUUGAGAAACUUUGUUUGGUAUCUCCAGAUGCACUUGAAUUAUUCAAUCUGGCUCGGCCAUUCAUCUUCGGAAUAACCCCCAAGACAUUGGGCUAUCCAGAUGAGGGUGGUAUGAGUAACUACUAUCCGGAAUCACCUCACUUGACCAAGGAAGAAAUUCGUGCCGUUGGAGAUGCUACGUGUUCGAAACUUUCCCUACGCAACACAAGGCUGCAGAAAUUGAUUACUGAAAGCGGUGUCGAGUACCAUCUUUUAGUUGCAUCAGUCUCCAAACAUCCAGCAAAGCCCGAACUUCAAAAUCUGGUUCUUCCUGAUGGCUCCAAAGUAAUUGUCAAGUAUGGCGACCACUCUGACGACUUAUCGCGUAUUUGCGACAGCCUGGCUAAAGCAAAAGACUUUGCAGCUAGUAAAGAGCAGGAGAAUUAUUUAUCUAAACUGAUCUCCUUCUAUCAAACUGGCGAUAUUGAUACCCACAAAGAAGCAGCGAAGGACUGGUUAGCUGAUGACGCGCCUUGUGUCGAGACCUGGGGUGGGUUUCUAGAACCUGGACGCGAUCCAAAUGGCGUUCGGUGUGAAUUUGAAGCACUAGUCGCAGUGAAAGAUAAGAGAUGGAGCGAAGCGUUCGGUCAGUUAUCUAGCCGCGCUGAGCAGUUCAUUCUCCAACUUCCUUGGAGUGGGCUGGGCCCUGACGGAAAAGAGCUCGGCCCUUUUGAGAAUGACACCAUAGCCAAAGCCAACUUCGUGGCCUUGAACCUGCUUUGCUACUGUGCCAGUAAUGUCUGGACAGGUCUUACCGCACCAGGCUACCCUGAAAUCAAGGCGGAGAUUGGUCAGAAGAACAUGACAUUCUCUAAUAGAGUGGCGGCGAACAACGCGUCUGGUCAAGAGCAUAGGUUCCUGAACCCGGUCGACGUUGAAUUAUUCGAAGCUAAUAGAUCCCUCUGCUUCUUUUUGCAGCUGGCACUUCAUGAACUCAUCGGCCACAGCUGCGGUAAACCUGUCGAAAGUUGGUAUGGGCUCGGAGAAACACCAGAGACUUCAUUUGGCGGCAUUGCUACUGCAUACAUCGAGUGCCUUGCUGAGGGUAUUGGUCUUUACCUGAUGUCUGCCGACGGCGUCCUUGGGACUCUCGCUCCAGACACCACCUCUAAUAUAGAUGAAGUUGUCUACAUUGGAUAUCUUUCAAUUGCGUGUAUGGGGCUUCGUGCUCUCUUAUCCUACAACCCCGGGACGAAGAAAUGGGGACAGGUCCAUGAUCAAGCCCGCUUCGGUUUGUUGAAAUGCUUUCUCAAUGCCGGUCAUGGCUUUGCAACAAUUGAACAUGCAACAGAAGAACCUAACUCGGUCAAGAUCGUCAUGUCGCGGGAGAAGAUCGCAACCGUUGGACGACCUGCUCUCGGGUCUCUCAUCCACGAGUUGCACAUUGCAAGGUGUACUAAGAGCGUUAAAGAAGGGUCUGACUUGUUUGAGAAUCUGACUGCCGUGGAUGAAGUUGCUCUUCGGUGGCGGGCGGCAGUGGAAGCGACAAAGGGCCCUCGUACGCUUUUCGUACAUCCUAAUACCAAACUUGAAAAUGGUAUUGUAUCGUUAUUCGAGUAUCCAGAGACUAAGCAAGGUCUGAUUCAAAGUUGGGUUGAUAGGCAGCUGUGGUAG
This is a messenger RNA of Fusarium graminearum PH-1, 2016 nucleotides long. RefSeq lists its product as uncharacterized. The transcript is spliced from 8 exons. Gene Ontology annotation, cellular component: cytoplasm. Lineage: Eukaryota; Fungi; Ascomycota; Sordariomycetes; Hypocreales; Nectriaceae. The record is from RefSeq and is a predicted model, not a curated record. Gene Ontology annotation, molecular function: dipeptidyl-peptidase activity. The coding region runs from base 1 to 2016 and encodes 671 amino acids.